AUGCUUUCCCUGGCGUUCAUUGUCCUCAGCCUAGGAACUGCCUUGCCACUGGCAGCUGCCACCGGCUUGCCGGACGUACUUCACCGAGAUGUUGUGGUUAUCGGCGGAGGUGCUUCUGGUGCCUACGCUGCUGUCCGCCUGCGCGAUGACUUUAAUAAGAGUAUCGCCCUAAUUGAGAAGCGGGAUAGACUGGGUGGUAUGGUCAACACCUAUGUUGAUGAGAAGACUGGCGCCACCUAUGACUAUGGUGUACAGAGCUUCCUCAACGUUAGCAAAGCCGCGGAAUUCUUUGCUCGGUUCAAUAUCUCAAUUGGCAGCGGCUCAACUAGCCCCUCCUUAAUCACCGAGUACAUUGACUUCAACACAGGCAAGAAGGUUGAUUUUACGCCCCCUUCAUCCUCGAAGCAGCUUGCUGCCAUCGCCAAGUUCCUCAAAGUGAUCGAGCCGUGGGAGUCGAUGCUGAGCCCCGGCUACUGGAACUUCCCCCAGACCAACAACAUCCCCGAGGAUUUCCUUAUUCCCUUUGGGGAAUUCUUGACCAAGUAUGGCCUCGAAGACGGUGCGCCUCUUAUAUACUCAACCACAGGCCUUGGAGUGGGUAACAUGAGUGAAGUCGCGACCAUGUUUGCACUCCAGAGCUUCGGCUGGGAUAUGGCGCGCGGCAUGACAGGCAAAAUGGGCUUGUUUUCGCCUACUUCUGGUGGCAAUCAGGCUCUCUACAAUGCCAUUGCUAAGAAUCUGGGUGACGACGUGCUGUAUUCGAGCACUGUCAUUGACAGCCGCCGCACAGAAUUCGGCGUCUCCCUCGCCGUCCGCAAUCAUAAAACCAAUAAGGUCACCCGUAUCAUCGCUCGCCGGCUCUUAGUUGCUAUCGAGCCCACUGAGGUCAACAUGAAGCCCUUGGAUCUCAGCCCCUCAGAGUGGAACACACUAUCCAAGUUCACGUACUCCAACGAAUUCACCGGUCUGGUCGACAACGCCGUCUUUAACACUAGCUAUUACUACUUCAACCUACCCUCCACCGCCGCUCCAAAUCACUACCUCGUCUUCCAAGACGAGCCAAUGGUAGCAAGCUUCCAAUACACCGGCCUCGAGCACCUGUUCCGCGUGAUGAUUAUCGGUAAUACCACUUCCACCGCAGACGAAGCCAAGGUCCUGGCCCAGAACAGCUUCAACACCUUGUUAAAGUCUGGUCGGUUGUCCAAGUCCAUCCGAGACCAGAAGCUUAGCUGGGCCGCCUUCUCUAUGCAUGGACCUAUGCAUGCCCGUGUAUCUGUCGACCAAGUUAAAUGCGGCUUCUUCCAGGAUCUGUACAAGCUGCAGGGUGCUCGCUCCACGUGGUGGACAGGUGGUGCUUUUUCGGCAAACUUUCAGACACAGCUAUGGCAAUUUGACGAUGGUCUGAUUCCUAAGAUCCUCGAGGGCCUUUGA
Molecule: messenger RNA, 1431 nt
Organism: Penicillium cinerascens
Lineage: Eukaryota; Fungi; Ascomycota; Eurotiomycetes; Eurotiales; Aspergillaceae
Exons: 2
Coding region: 1-1431 (476 amino acids)
Molecular function (GO): oxidoreductase activity
Source: RefSeq, a predicted model, not a curated record